AUGAAUUUCACAAAACCUGAACAUUCAGACUUCUGUUACGAGUCUGUGAAUAGAUCUUGCCCGAAGAUCACCUACCCAACAGCGAUACGGAUUCCACUCUAUAUUUUUUUCAUCAUCAUCAUUGUUCUAACCAUGUGUGGAAACCUCCUUGUCAUUAUUUCUAUCGCUCACUUCAAACAGCUGCAGACUCCAACCAACUACCUCAUCCUUUCUCUGGCAGUGACUGACUUCCUUCUGGCAGUAAUCAACAUGCCUCCUAGCAUGGUGCGUACGAUUGAGACAUGCUGGUACUUUGGAGACAUGUUCUGUAAAAUCCAUACAAGUACAGAAGUAAUGCUGUGCACUGUAUCCAUUUUAAAUCUUUCUUUCAUUUCCAUUGAUCGAUAUUAUGCAGUUUGCCAGCCUCUCCACUAUCAGACCAAAAUCACCUCUUCUACUAUAGUUAUCAUGAUCCUGAUCAGUUGGAAGUUGUCCUUCAUCAUUGGUUUUGGAAUGAUAUUUCUGAAACUGAACAUUCGUGGUAUCGAAGACUUUUACAACAAUAACUUUUGUUUUGGAGGCUGUUAUAUUUUCCAUAGCAAGGCAUCUGCUAUUAUAUCUUCAGUCUUAGCUUUUUACAUACCAGGGCUCAUUAUGAUUACCAUCUAUCAGAAAAUCUUCCACAUUGCACUGAAGCAAGCCCGCUCAAUUCAAAGCACUGCAUGUCAGCACGUACAACCUGGAAACAGCACAUCUUCAAGCAACAUGGAGCGAAAGGCUACAAAGACUCUGGCAAUUGUUAUGGGGGUAUUCCUGUCAUGCUGGUUACCAUUUUUCAUGUGCAACCUAAUAGAUCCAAUAAUCAAUUAUUCUGUUCCACCUGUUUUGUUUGAGAUAUUUUUCUGGCUCGGCUAUUUCAAUUCAACAAGUAAUCCUAUUGUUUAUGCUUUCUUUUACAGUUGGUUUCGGAAAGCCUUCAAAAUGAUCAUUUCAGGCAAAAUAUUUGAAGCUCAUUCUUCAAGAACAAAACUGUCCACAGACUGA
Conger conger (European conger) is the source of this 1023-nucleotide messenger RNA. RefSeq names its product trace amine-associated receptor 1-like. The transcript has a single exon. Gene Ontology annotation, molecular function: trace-amine receptor activity. NCBI's taxonomy places the organism in Eukaryota, Metazoa, Chordata, Actinopteri, Anguilliformes, Congridae. The coding region runs from base 1 to 1023 and encodes 340 amino acids. The record is from RefSeq and is a predicted model, not a curated record. Gene Ontology annotation, cellular component: membrane. Gene Ontology annotation, biological process: adenylate cyclase-activating adrenergic receptor signaling pathway.